This is a messenger RNA of Arabis nemorensis, 378 nucleotides long. NCBI's taxonomy places the organism in Eukaryota, Viridiplantae, Streptophyta, Magnoliopsida, Brassicales, Brassicaceae. The record is from the annotation of a GenBank genome assembly.
AUGAGAGGAUUCUCCAUAAACUCCGGCGCGGCGGCGAUUUUCGCCAUCUUUCUAAUCCUCGCCGUUCAGUACUUGUCCGUAUCUUCUCACUCCGUCGAGUUCGCCGGAGAUUUUCCUCCGUUCGAGACAGAGUGCCGUGGAACAAUCGCCGAGUGCUCUGUUUCCGCCGACGUAGAAAUGGGAGGUGGUGAGUUCGAGAUGGACUCGGAGAUAAACCGGCGCAUAUUAGCCACACGGAGGUACAUCAGCUACGGUGCGCUGAGGAGAAACACAAUUCCGUGUUCGCGACGCGGCGCAUCUUACUACAAUUGCCGACGUGGCGCUCAGGCAAACCCUUACUCUCGUGGCUGCAGUGCCAUCACUCGUUGUCGGCGCUAA